This is a messenger RNA of Diabrotica balteata, 2056 nucleotides long. The record is from the annotation of a GenBank genome assembly. NCBI's taxonomy places the organism in Eukaryota, Metazoa, Arthropoda, Insecta, Coleoptera, Chrysomelidae.
UGCUGCUGUUGUUUUCAACUUUUGUGAUAGGUUUUGAUUUCGAUAGUAUAAGUGGUCUGAUCAGAAGUGCUUGAGUGUGAACUAAGUUGUAAAUUUAAUAUACAUUAUUAACAUUAUCGAUAUAUGAAACACAUUAUAGGAAUUAAAUACAGCACUAUAUUAUUACUUUAUUUUAAAAAUUGAAUAAUCAUAACAUUGCGAUAUUUCUAAUUGUUAUUUUUCAAGGAUAUAUCUCAAGUUAAAUGUAACAUUAUUAAACUUUUUCCUUUACUUGUCUUGGUAUAUUUUCAGUGCAGUUUAAGCAUUUGUAAAAUAAAAAAAACUGCAGCGGUAUUAUCGAUUAUUUUAAAAGACUAUGUCAAAAACAAGGAUGUGCAUUAUUUACUGAAAAUUUUAUUAAUUCAUUGGUGACGUAAUUAUUAAGGUAUGAACUUAAGAAAACAUUAAAAAUCUACAACAUGGAUAACCAAAAUUCCUUGAGUAAUUGGUACAAAAUACCAAGAAGUGUCCUAAGGCUGUGUUUUAUUCUCGUAAACAAUUUGUAUUGUAUACCUACGUAUGUAAUGUGGAUGAUCCUUUUGUUACCACUUAGAAAAGUUAAUCCAGAUAUUUAUUAUAAAAUAGAGGGCCAGUUUUUCCAUUGGCUUCUCUCCGUGGUAACGCUGUGGAGUAAUAGUGCGGGAUAUGACAUCGUGGAGUUGGGAGAUGACAUAGCCCCAUGCCUGAACGACAGGACACUUGUGAUAGCAAACCACCAGUCAACAGCUGAUGUGCCUUUACUCUUUUCUUGCUUCAACCCGAGAAAGCAAGUCUUGCCUAAUAUCAUGUGGAUAAUGGAUAGUGUGUUUAAAUAUACCAAUUUUGGUGUUGUUAGCGUUUUGCAUAAGGAUUUUUUUAUAAUGUCGGGCAAAUCAAAACGUGAUAAAUCCCUCCAAGAAUUUGCACAACAUCUACUUGAUUACUACCUCCCGUUAAAGAGGAAAUGGUUAGUACUCUUCCCAGAGGGUGGAUUUUUAAGAAAAAGGAAAGCCGUUUCCCAAAGGUAUUGUGAAAAAAUGAACUUACCAAGAUUUGAGAAUGUCACUUUGCCGAGAGUUGGUGCCAUGCAGGUUAUAAUGGACACUUUUAGUAAAAAAUCGGCAAUGAAUAACAAUUCUAAUUCUGUAAAUAAUGACAAGUCGGAGACCCCUAUAAUUGAAUGGUUCCUCGACAUAACGAUAGCGUACCCGAAAGGUUGGCCCAUAGACUUAAGCCAUAUCGUCUUUGGAAAUCGCGAUCCUUGCGAAACAAUCAUGUUCUACCGCCUCUACCCACAGAAGGAUGUUCCUCAAGACACCGAAACUCUUACCACUUGGCUCUUCGAUCGUUGGGUGGAGAAAGAAAAAAUGUUAGAAAACUAUUAUCGGACUGGUACCUUUACGUGCGAAUUUAGUAAAAAAAGUAUCGGUCCUAAACGAUUGGUGCAGCAAGAUUACCUUAGGUUCGCGAUAGUGCACAUAUUUUUUAUUGCCUCAACAUAUCUGCACACAAUGAUGCUCGUGACAGUAUACAAUUAUUGUAAUUAUUUAGUUUAUUAGCACUCCGUCCUGGCAUAUUUGGUGUGUCUGGUGAGGUACUAUUUGUAAAGAAUCAGCUUAAAGGAUCUACUGGAAGUGGAGCGUCAUAAAACGUUUAUCUUUAUUGUUUAAGUCGGAAAAUUAAUUUUUGUUCGUUAUUAAAAGUAAACGUAAACAAAUGUAAAUUACAUAUUAUAUAAGUCAUAAAGUAUAAAAAAAGUGAUAGGUGGUAAAAGUGUCAAUUACGCACAUUCGACUCUCUGGUACGCGUAAACUAGCAAAACGGUAAAGUAUAGUACAACCUAAAAAUGAUUUCGCAACAUCACAUGUAAAACCAUAUUUGAUUCAUGAAUUAUCAAUCUUUUGCUAUUGACAGUCCUGAUUCUAGAGUGUCCUAUAGAUCGUUGGCAUUUUCUGCAUGCAUCCACUGCCAUUGUUCCGAUAACAUAUUGUAUAUUGUUAACAUGGCACACUCUUUUGUAUACAGAUAACUGUUUUUU